AUGUUAGACAUCAACGCAUUUCUCGUCGAAAAGGGAGGAAACCCAGACAUCAUCAAGGAGUCUCAAAGAAAGAGAGGCGCCUCCGUCGAGCUCGUCGACGAAAUCAUCCAGGAGUACAAGAACUGGACUAAAGUCAGAUUCGACUUGGAUGCCCUCAACAAGAAGCUCAACGCUCUACAAAAGCUGAUUGGUCAAAAGUUCAAGGCCAAGGAAGAUGCCAGCGAGUUGUUGGCCGAGAAGGACGCCAUCACCGCCGAAAAGAAGGCCUUGACCGAGACUGAACAAAAGGCAGACGCCGACUUGAGAUACAAGGUCAACCAGGUCGGAAACUUGGUUCACGAGAGCGUUGUCGAGUCCAUGGACGAGGACAACAAUGAGAUUGUUAGAACUUGGAAGCCAGAGGGUUCUGGUGAGAUUGGCCAGGUGGCUACUGCCACUGGUGCUCCCGCCGCCUUGUCCCACCACGAGGUUCUCUUGAGAUUGGACGGUUACGAUCCAGAGAGAGGUGUCAAGAUUGUUGGCCACCGUGGUUACUUCUUGAGACAAUGGGGUGUGUUCUUGAACCAAGCCUUGAUCAACUAUGGUUUGCACUUCUUGCACGGCAAGGGAUACAUUCCUUUGCAGGCUCCUGUGAUGAUGAACAAGGAAGUCAUGGCCAAGACCGCUCAAUUGUCCCAAUUCGACGAAGAGUUGUACAAGGUCAUCGAUGGUGAGGACGAGAAGUACUUGAUCGCCACUUCUGAACAACCUAUCUCUGCUUACCACUCUGGCGAGUGGUUCGAGAGCCCCGCCGAGCAAUUGCCAAUCAGAUACGCCGGUUACUCUUCCUGUUUCAGAAGAGAGGCUGGUUCCCACGGUAAGGAUGCCUGGGGUAUCUUCAGAGUGCACGCUUUCGAGAAGAUUGAGCAGUUUGUUUUGACUGAGCCAGAGAAGUCUUGGGAGGAGUUCGACCGUAUGAUCGAGAACUCUGAGCAGUUCUACCAAUCUCUCGGUUUGCCAUACAGAGUUGUCGGCAUUGUUUCCGGUGAGUUGAACAACGCUGCCGCCAAGAAGUUCGACUUGGAGGCCUGGUUCCCAUACCAAAAGGAGUACAAGGAGUUGGUAUCUUGUUCCAACUGUACCGACUACCAGUCCAGAAACUUGGAGAUCAGAUGUGGUAUCAAGCAACAGAACCAAAUCGACAAGAAGUAUGUCCACUGCUUGAACUCCACCUUGUCUGCCACUGAGAGAGCCUUGUGUUGUAUCUUGGAGAACUACCAAAAGGAGGACGGUAUUGUUGUUCCUGAGGUUUUGAGACCAUACAUGCCAGGUGCCCCAGAGUUCCUUCCAUUUGCCAAGGAGUUGCCAAAGAACAGCACUUCCAAGAAGAAGAACUAA
Australozyma saopauloensis is the source of this 1377-nucleotide messenger RNA. It is a transcript of the gene SES1, whose product is annotated as serine--tRNA ligase. The record is from RefSeq and is a predicted model, not a curated record. Gene Ontology annotation, cellular component: cytosol. Lineage: Eukaryota; Fungi; Ascomycota; Pichiomycetes; Serinales; Metschnikowiaceae. Gene Ontology annotation, biological process: seryl-tRNA aminoacylation. Gene Ontology annotation, molecular function: tRNA binding; serine-tRNA ligase activity; ATP binding. The transcript has a single exon. The coding region runs from base 1 to 1377 and encodes 458 amino acids.